This is a messenger RNA of Melanotaenia boesemani (Boeseman's rainbowfish), 2722 nucleotides long. RefSeq names its product transcription elongation factor A (SII) N-terminal and central domain containing 2 (gene tceanc2). Gene Ontology annotation, cellular component: nucleus. Gene Ontology annotation, biological process: DNA-templated transcription. The record is from RefSeq and is a predicted model, not a curated record. Lineage: Eukaryota; Metazoa; Chordata; Actinopteri; Atheriniformes; Melanotaeniidae. The transcript has 4 exons. The coding region runs from base 298 to 924 and encodes 208 amino acids.
UUCUUAUCGAACCUGAAGGCAACACUGCUAUUGCUGCAACACAGCUGUUAGCUUCACCAAAUAUAUAAUUAGUCACCGUUUAAAACACACAGACAAGAUAUUUAUUCACAGAGUGUGGGCGAAUGACUUGAUUCGAGCUAGCCAAUGUGUUUAAUCUUCUCAUUUCAAAUACUGGUAGGAGUUUGCCAGGUUAGGUUUAACCAGGAAACUGCAAGCAGCAGUUAGCAUUGGAAAGCUCAGGCUCUUCAGCUAGGUUGGUUACCAGGUUUUCAAACGUGAUCAGGAGUUUGGAGUUUGAUGAUGGACAAGUUUGUGGUCCGGCUCCCCAAGGGCGAAACACCAACACCACCAAAGAAUCACGAUAGAGUUUACAAACAAACAACAAUUGAAUCUCUUCGGAGGGUGGUCGUAAUAGAAGACAUCCUGCGUUACAAGUCCAUGCUGGAGCUACCAGAACAGAGCAAGGACAACCUGCUUAGUGCCCUAACAGAGCUGGGAAAGAAGAUCCCAUCCAGAGAGGUGCUCAAGUCCACAAAAAUAGGUCACACUGUCAACAAAAUGCGAAAGCACCGGGACCCGGAGGUGAGUUCAAUGGCAGCAAAGGUUUACACUGACUGGAGGACAUUCAUGGAGGAGAAUUCCAAUAAGCCAUCUAUUGAAGUGCGCUCCGACAAGCAAUCCGAAGGACUCAGGAACAACGCAAGAAGACUGCUCUCUGAAGCUCUGGAGGUUAAGGAGGAUUCUGGCCUCAUAGACAACAUCGAAAGGGAAGUAUUUCAUCGGAGCUCCCGACUGGUCAGCAGCUCAUACAGACGUACUGUUAGAGCGCUGGUGUUUGCCUUCAAACACAACCCUGAGAUCAGAAGUCAAGUUAAGGACGGUAAAAUGGCAGUCAACCAGCUAGUGUCUAAAUACAAAAAAUAACUCAGUAUUAGACUGAGCUGCAUAUUGGUUUUUAAUGCAUACUUUUUUAAAAUGGUUUUUAUAUAAUUUUCUUUUUUGUAAAGAUGCAAAACUCUUAAAUUUUGCAGCACAUCAGUACCUUCACACAAUCAUUGUAAAGAAAAUGAUGAUGAUGAUGAAAUGUGUUGUAUGUUUUUUGGUUCAUUGCCAGUAAAUGCUCUGUUUUUAUAAUGUACAAAAUAUAAUUUAAAGAUGGAAAAGUGAUAAUUUCAACAUUGGAGUUCAUUCUUUAACAGAUACUCCUCCUGAGGGGAGUGGUAGCCUAGUGCUUACAGAGGCUUGGGUCUGGAGAACCUGGGUUUGAAUCCCCAUGCUGGCAACUAAGGUAAAUCCACUGUGGGUCCCUGAGAAGGGCCCUUAGCCCCCGACUGCUCCCCAGGGGCUGAAUCUGCUCCUAGUGUAACUAGUGAUGGGUUAAAAGGAUGAAUUUUGGUGUGUUUCACAAGAUAUGUACUGACAAAGUUAACUUUAAAGACCAUACCCAACGAUCACUCCCUCUCAGUCCUUGUCAGGAUUUAAAGAAAAAUGUGCAAAAACUUCACAUCUUCACAUGAACUAAUAGAAGUUUCCACAAUAGUUUAGUUCAUGAGAUGUUAUGCAGAAAGCUAAAGCUCUUGUUCAAAUACUUUUUUAGUACUUGUCUUAUUUUAGCUCUUGACACUAAAUAUGACAUUCAUCAAUUCAUACACUCAUUUAUAUGACAUAAUUCUUGAUUACAUAUGUACAAUCAUUUUCCCACCAUACAUCAGUGGCAGUGAUGGGUUCAGUGUUUAAGCAAUGCUCAGUGUAGGAAUUAGCAUUUAAACCACUGAAACCACUGUGGUGGAUGGUCAACUCUACCUUCUGAGACAAAAGCUGCUCAGUUUAAAAACAAAUUAAUGAUACUUAUUUUAUAGAAAGUACCUGCAAACUUUUAAAAUAAAAAUGAAAAGAAAAUGUUUGCUAAUGAAAGUUUUGCAGCUGAAAAUGAUUUUAUUAUUUUAUAAUUAAAUUUUUUAGUUCCUUUAAAAAUGUUAACACUCCAUGUAGUAAUUUACUUUAAAAACUAGCCAAUCUCUCAUUAAUUUCACCAUAUUUUUCUAUGUAAUAAUGCUCAUUGGCCACUUAGUAAUCACUUUGAAAUACUCCACAAUCAACAAAUUCUACUUUUUUAAAACCAAAUCUUGUAGUUUUGUUGGUAUUUAAAGGCUAACAGUGCUACUUUAUUAUAGUUAAAUGGGUCUUGAACUGGAGAGCUUUACUUCCAAACAUCUUCCUUGUACGUGGCAUUUUAUGUGGAGUAUGCUAGUGUGGUCAUCAUUAAACAUUAAUUAGAAUUAUUACCCCUGAAUUUCCAUUAUAUUCACCAAUAAAUACAUAUUUGGUCUUGUCUGUAUUAAAAAUUAGAUAAUGGAGAAUUAUUAUUGCAUCUUUAUAUAUUUGUUCAUAUAUCUGAUACUUUUAACAAGCAAGAUCUGUGAUGAUCUAUUUAGUGUCUUUUUACAGGACCUAAUAACUUUCAGAUGUGAUAAACCUACACCAGGUUAUAAUUUAGCUGCACAAAAAUUAUCUCUAUUAAUUUGAGUACUAUAUAAAAUUCAGUAACAGUUUGUACAUGAUAUCAUUGUUGUUAUGCAUGUUUAGAACAAAUUUAAUCGCAAUCUAGAAUUAAGGUUUUUCAGAGGAAAAACUCCAAAAAUUCAUUACUAAAAUAAUAUUUAAUGAACAGUUUAAGGAAUAUAAAACAAUUCAAGUACUUAGAAGAGGUGCCCCUGCCCUC